ACGCGUUCGGACGAUUCGCGUCACUGUCUGCAGUUGGCCCUAGAACAGAGUGCAGUGCAUUUUCAUAUGGUCAAAGGGUUUCCGAUGCAUUCAGCACAUCAAUAAAUAGUGAUUUGUAUUUCCGAGCGCAAAGAACACAAAAAAAAAAAAUUUUUUUUGGAUUAAAAAAGUUUUGAGAAAUUUUCUGUUUCGAAAUAAACAAAAUCUGUGUUCUCUGCAACGAAAUCGAAUUUUCGUUUCGUGUUUUCGUGUACGUCCGCACAAUGUUUAAUAAACUUGUGGGGCUAAAAGCCCUUUUGCUGUUCUUCACACUCAGUCUGCUGGUGCGAAGCGCACAAAUGUCCGUAGAUGCGGCAGUAACGUCGCCACCCAUAUUGCCUACUGUUGAGAAUGCCAAAGAGCAAUUAAAAGAUCCUUCACAAUCUACCAACCAGAUGCAACAAGUGAUGGCUGGUGUUGAUGAUAAGGAUACCGAUGCGGAAAUGUCAGCCAUGCUGAACGAUGAAGGUGUCAGAACAGAAACCGGGACUGAAAGUAAUAAGGAUACAGACACAAAGACAGGGACUAUGAUGGACCAGAAGAUGGAGCAUAAGGAGAAGGACUGGUGGAAGCAUAUGACGCUCUAUCAGAUCUAUCCCCGUUCGUUUAUGGACAGCAAUGGGGAUGGCGUGGGCGACUUACAAGGCAUAAUUAUGAAACUGCCCUAUUUGGCUGAGACAGGCAUUGAAGCCAUUUGGUUGAGUCCAAUCUACAAGUCUCCCAUGGUAGAUUUCGGUUAUGACAUAACUGAUUUCAAAGAGAUUCAUACGGAAUACGGUACAAUGAAGGACUUGGAAAUGUUGAUAACGGAAGCGAAACGUUUAGGCAUUAAAAUGAUCAUGGACUUCGUGCCAAAUCAUACCUCGGACCAGAAUAUAUGGUUUGAAAAGUCGGUUAGCAGGGAAGAUGGCUAUGAGGACUUCUACAUGUGGGCCGAUGCUAAAAUGGAUAAGGACGGCAAGAGGAUGCCACCAAAUAAUUGGCAAUCCGUCUUCUACGGCUCCGCAUGGACAUGGAAUGAGAAGCGCGGCCAAUAUUAUCUCCAUCAAUUCACUUCGGCGCAACCCGAUUUGAACUUCCGCAACCCCAAAGUAGUGGAAGCUAUGGAUGAGGUCAUGCGCUUUUGGUUAGAUAAAGGCGUUAAUGGUUUCCGCAUCGAUGCCAUCAACCAUCUCUUUGAAGAUGCCGAGCUGCGCGAUGAGCCGCUCACCGGCAAAACGGACGAUAAACAUUCCUAUGAAUAUACCGAACAUGUAUACACUAAGGAUUUGCCUGAAGUCAUGAGCAUGUUGCAACAUUGGCGUAAAUUAGUUGACGAUUACACCAUGAAACACGGCGGACCAGCACGCAUUAUCAUGACCGAGGCUUACGCGGACCUGAAAACGAUUAUGGACUACUAUGAGACCCACGAUGGCAAGAAGGGUGCACACUUCCCAUUCAACUUUAACCUAAUUACCGAUUUGAAUGAGAAAUCAGAUGCACGUGACUAUGUAUUCGAAGUGCAGAAGUGGUUGAUAUAUAUGCCACGUGGUUACACUCCCAAUUGGGUCAUGGGCAAUCAUGAUAAUGUGCGUAUGGCAACGCGUUUCGGGCCAAAGCGUGUUGAUGCCAUGCAUAUGAUGUUGAUGACGUUGCCUGGCGUGGCCGUCACAUAUAACGGCGAAGAGAUUGGUAUGCAGGAUAAUCGUGAUAUCACUUGGGAAGAUACUGUCGAUCCACCGGCACGCAAUGUUGGACGUGAGAAAUACAAGGAAGUGUCUCGUGAUCCUGCGCGCACUCCAUACCAAUGGAAUACUCAAAAGAAUGCAGGUUUCUCCUCGGCCGAAAAACCAUGGUUGCCUGUGCAUCCCAACUAUAAGCACUUGAAUCUUAAGCAACAGAUGUCACAACCGAGCCACUACUCGGUCUACAAAUCGCUUGUUGAAUUACGUAAAAUGCCUGCGAUGUGCAGAGGUCAAUUCCGUGCUGAGGUCCUGAAUCGCGAUGUGUUUGCUUUCGAACGGGAAGUUAAAGGCGACAAUUCCGUCAUAACUGUGAUCAAUAUUGGGCCACGCGCGCGUGCCGUUAAUCUAACUGAAGUGUUCGGCCUGAAGUACCAACAACAGCUGACAGUGUUGGUUGCGGGCUCCAAGUCCACGCAUAGUACUGGUAAUGCCCUACCCGCUGACGCUUUGCCCCUGGCACCGUAUGAAGGUCUCGUUUGCAUGCUUGAGUGAUGAACGCGGCAAAUUUUUAUAUUGUUUUUGUGUAUUAUUUGUGAUUUUUGCCAUCGAAAUUUUGUGUGUGUGUUUCGAUUUUUAAUAAUUUAACAAUGAGCCAAAUAAAAUUAAAAUGAAAAAUGGAAAAA
Ceratitis capitata (Mediterranean fruit fly) is the source of this 2386-nucleotide messenger RNA. Its product is annotated as maltase 2. The record is from RefSeq and is a predicted model, not a curated record. Bases 264 to 2255 code for a protein of 663 amino acids. The transcript is spliced from 8 exons. Gene Ontology annotation, biological process: carbohydrate metabolic process. Lineage: Eukaryota; Metazoa; Arthropoda; Insecta; Diptera; Tephritidae.